Molecule: messenger RNA, 798 nt
Organism: Microtus ochrogaster (prairie vole)
Lineage: Eukaryota; Metazoa; Chordata; Mammalia; Rodentia; Cricetidae
Gene: Txndc2
Product: thioredoxin domain-containing protein 2-like
Exons: 1
Source: RefSeq, a predicted model, not a curated record
UCACAGGACACAAUGUUGUCCAAAGAUGUUAAAAUCCACAAACCCUUAAAAGACAGCAUCUCACCCAAGGAGAGAGACAUCCCCAAAUCCUCACAGGACACCAUCCUGUUCAAGGAGAGAGACAUCCCCCAAUUCUCACAGGACAAAAUCCUGUUCAAGGAGACAGACAUCUCCAAAUCCUCACAGGACACCAUCAUAUCCAAAGAUGUUAAAAUCCACAAGCCCUUAAAAGACAGCAUCUCACCCAAGGAGAGAGACAUCCCCCAAUUCUCACAGGACAAAAUCCUGUUCAAAGCGAGUGACAUCCCCAGGUCCUCACAGAACAGCAUCCAAUUCAAGGAGGGAGAAAUCACCAAGUCCCCAGAAGACACCAUCACAUCCCAGGAAGACUACAUUAUCAAGCCCUUAGAAGACACAAGGCUACCCGAUGAAAGCAACAUCUCAUACUUGGAAACGGAAACAGAGCUUCCGGAGGAAGACAUGGUGAGAAUGAUCAUUGGCAAGGAGGAGUUUGAGGAGGUGCUUAAAGAGGCCGGGGAGAAGCUGGUGGCAGUGGAUUUCUCAGCCUCUUGGUGUGGGCCCUGCAGAGCCAUCAGGCCGUACUUCCAUUUCCUGUCUUUGAAACAUGACGAUGUGGUGUUCCUGGAAGUAGAUGCCGAUGACUGCGUAGAACUGGUACAAGACCGUGAUGUCUUCACCCUCCCAACUUUCCAGUUUUACAAAAAAGAAGAAAAGGUGGCUGAAUUUUCUGGAGCCCUCAGGGAAAAGCUGGAUGCAAACAUUGAGGAAUUAAAGUAA